UCUCACAACACACGUAACCCCUCCAUCCUUUUCCUCUUCUUCUCGCUGCAAUUUCAUCAUUACUUCCAAACGUAGUUAAUAUCUUUCUCACAUUGACAUCGAGACCUUUUUUCAGGGUUUCCUUUUAGAUCUGCACCCCAAUUCAGUAAGCUUUGUUGUUCCAAAAAUUCAAUACAAAUUUUUUCUAUUCGAUUUGGUCUUCAAUCUAGUUAAUUAGGGCAAUCAAAAGAGAUUAUCACUAAUGGAUGUAAAGCUAUGGAAUGACAAGAGAGAACGAGAGAUGUAUGAUAAUUUUGCUGAUCUAUAUGCAAUUAUUAAAGCAACAGAAAAGCUUGAAAAAGCUUAUGUACGUGAUUUAAUCACAUCAUCGGUGUAUGAACCUGAGUGUUUAAAGUUGAUUGCUCAAUUCAAAACCCUAACUUCAUCUCUUGUUGGAGCACUUCCUAGUAUUGAGCGUUUUGCUGAAAUCUAUAAAAUGGAUUGUCCUGCUGCUCUUAAUCGUUUAGUUUCUUCUGGGAUUCCUGCCACAUAUGAGCAUCGAGCUUCUGCUGCUGCAUCUACUACUGGUUCAGCUGCAAUUGUAGCGGAAUGUGUGCAACAUUUCAUUACAGCUAUGGAUACUUUAAAACUCAACAUGGUUGCUGUUGAUCAGCUACAUCCAAUACUAUAUGACCUAUCAGGGUCUCUAAACAAGCUCGGUAUACUGCCACCUGAUUUUGAGGGGAAAGUGAAAAUGAAGGAGUGGAUUUCAAGAUUGGCAAACAUGGGUGCUUCUGACGAACUGACUGAACAGCAAUCUAGACAACUUCAUUUUGACCUUGAAUCAUCCUACAACUUAUUCAUGGCUGCUCUACCCAAUUCUGGCGCCUGAUUCAUUACUUGAGAAACUCUUUAUGGUCUGAGCAAAUAAUCCGGGCAGGAAAAGGAAAAGGUUUAUGAAAAAGAAGAAGAAAUGGAAAGAGGGAAAAGGAAUCUCAUUUUGACCUUAUGUUCUUUUAGAGGUGAAGAUUGGUGAUAAAUGUCAUUUUGAGCUUAAGUUCCAUUAGAAGUAGACAGUUCAAUCAAAGCAUUUUAAUGCGGUGUGAAUAGGAUCUAUCCAUGUUGAUGUAGACUGUGAUCUUGAUCAAACCCUGUUGGUGUACAUGUGAGAUGGAACAUAAUAUUUGUUCAAAGCAUGGGUCUAAUAGAUAUUAGAAUUGGUAUGAGAAGAACGAAGAUGAGGAUCACAACAAGAAGAAUAGAUAGCACUUUCUUGAGCUCUUUUGAUACUCUCGUGCUCCCUUGAAGUUGUUCAGUCCCUCUUCUAACAAAUGAACUAGUACGUGUAACAACACUAUGUUGUUGAGUUUUUGCCAUUGAGUUUCUACCUAUGAAGCCCUGUCUAGGAACACUUGAUGUAGCUCAGUCAGAUUCUUCUCAAUUUCCUUUAUAGCAUCAUGUCCCUUGAAUUUAUGAAAUAUAUAUCCGACCUCUCCCUUGGUCUUA
Molecule: messenger RNA, 1485 nt
Organism: Papaver somniferum (opium poppy)
Lineage: Eukaryota; Viridiplantae; Streptophyta; Magnoliopsida; Ranunculales; Papaveraceae
Product: vacuolar protein sorting-associated protein 28 homolog 1-like
Exons: 3
Coding region: 242-871 (209 amino acids)
Biological process (GO): protein transport to vacuole involved in ubiquitin-dependent protein catabolic process via the multivesicular body sorting pathway
Cellular component (GO): ESCRT I complex
Molecular function (GO): protein-containing complex binding
Source: RefSeq, a predicted model, not a curated record